Molecule: messenger RNA, 940 nt
Organism: Hyposmocoma kahamanoa
Lineage: Eukaryota; Metazoa; Arthropoda; Insecta; Lepidoptera; Cosmopterigidae
Gene: Mp20
Product: muscle-specific protein 20
Exons: 4
Coding region: 125-679 (184 amino acids)
Molecular function (GO): protein binding
Source: RefSeq, a predicted model, not a curated record
UCCAGAAGGGCGCAGUCUGCGCACGCGCAUAUAAAUACACCGAGUAAGCUUUCUGGAGUUCAGUUUACCGAAGCUACCAGCCGCGCUAUCACUCGCAACCUCGGCUUCACACACAGCACACAACAUGUCUCUGGAACGCCAAGUCCGCGCUAAGCUCGCAUCCAAGCGCAACCCCGAGCAGGAGAAAGAAGCCCAGGAAUGGAUUGAGGCCGUCCUCGGUGCUAAGUUUCCUCCUAAAGAAGCAUUUGAGGAAGUACUCAAGGACGGAACCGUCCUUUGCCAGCUCAUUAACAAGCUGAAACCCGGCUCCGUCCCCAAGAUCAACACCUCUGGUGGUCAGUUCAAGAUGAUGGAGAACAUCACCAAUUUCCAAGCAGCGAUUAAAGCGUAUGGUGUCCCAGACAUCGACGUAUUCCAGACUGUGGACCUUUGGGAGAAAAAGGACAUCGCCCAGGUCGUCAGCACACUCUUCGCCCUUGGCCGUGAGACCUACAGACACCCUGAGUGGAACGGCCCUUACCUUGGUCCCAAACCAUCCGAUGAGUGCAAGCGUGAUUUCUCCGAGGAGGUGCUGAAAGCUGGCCAGACCGUGAUCGGUCUGCAGGCUGGCUCCAACAAGGGUGCCACACAAGCCGGCCAGAAUAUCGGCGCUGGCCGCAAGAUUCUGCUCGGCAAGUGAAUGCCUUCACACCUCUCAUCAAGUGAUAUUAAUAUAAGAUAUUUUUGUACAAAACUCAGUGCACGGACGCUAUUGUAAGACUGUAUUUGUACCACUGUGAAAUCUAGUCAAGAUGUGUUAGCCAUGUCUGUACUGUAGAAAAUGAUAGUCUUGUGUUUCCAUGUAGCGCCGAGAUGGUUUUUGUACACAAGUGUUUAGGCUAAGUUAUAUGUAUAUUUAUCUAUUUCCAAUUUAUUAAUUUAUUCUAUAAAACAAUAUACC